AUGAACAGCAAGAAAAAGUUUCUAUUUUUAGCUCCAAAUGAAGAAUACGGUGGUAUGUUAUCUAUACUCGAUGACGGAUGCGGUAUGGAUAGAAAAGAGGCUAUUUCUGUGGUAUCGUUUGGUCAUUCCCUCAAAAGGAUGGAGCCGGGUAUGAUUGGACAAUACGGAAAUGGAUUAAAAUCCGGUGCGAUGCGUAUUGCCAAAGAUUUCAUCAUGUUUACGAAGAAGAUGGUUUGUCCUGACGUGUUUGUUGUUAUCAAGAACGUUUCAUGA
Messenger RNA from Cooperia oncophora, 273 nucleotides. NCBI's taxonomy places the organism in Eukaryota, Metazoa, Nematoda, Chromadorea, Rhabditida, Trichostrongylidae. The record is from the annotation of a GenBank genome assembly.